Polyodon spathula (Mississippi paddlefish) is the source of this 2392-nucleotide messenger RNA. RefSeq names its product purinergic receptor P2X, ligand-gated ion channel, 1 (gene p2rx1). The transcript has 13 exons. NCBI's taxonomy places the organism in Eukaryota, Metazoa, Chordata, Actinopteri, Acipenseriformes, Polyodontidae. Gene Ontology annotation, cellular component: nuclear inner membrane; plasma membrane. The record is from RefSeq and is a predicted model, not a curated record. Gene Ontology annotation, biological process: monoatomic cation transmembrane transport; response to ATP. The coding region runs from base 321 to 1469 and encodes 382 amino acids. Gene Ontology annotation, molecular function: extracellularly ATP-gated monoatomic cation channel activity; purinergic nucleotide receptor activity.
CAUCUUUUUUUUUUUUGUUUAGAAGCUGAUGCAGAAACAGGAAUUUCUUUCUGAAUUAAUUCUUAACAACUUGUAACAACACGCAGACUAAUGGUACAGUCUGAAAAAUCUCAAAUAGCACAGAAAUGGGUGUCUGCUACUAACAGCUGUUCAGCGUAACAAAAUAUAAUUACGCUGUACAAACAACGUAUUUUAUUUGAAUGCCGUGUCAAACACACUUAAACUCCACCCAGAGCACCUCCGGUUAAUUGCAUGGUGCUUUGUGAACAUACUGAACAGUUUGAAGCUGCAGUCUGCUGCUCGCAGUGAACGCCAAAACAAUGGGGCGGGUGUUGGAUUGUUUUUUUGACUUUAUGUUCGAGUAUGACACCCCAAGAAUGGUGCUCGUGAGGCACAAGAAAGUGGGAAUCAUUUACCGACUGAUUCAGCUGGGAGUCCUGGCUUACAUUAUUGGGUGGGUGUUUCUGUAUGAGAAAGGAUACCAGUCUGAAGACAGUGUAAUUAGCACGGUGUCAGUGAAAAUGAAGGGAAUAGCGUACACCAACAAGGAGAAUAAUCCCAGAGUCUGGGAUGUGGCUGAUUAUGUAUUCCCUCAACAGGGAAUUGGCUCCUUUGUGGUCAUGACUAACUAUAUUGAGACUGUUGGUCAGAAGCAGGGUAACUGUACCAAGGAUGGAGUUUGUAAAUCUGACAGUGACUGUGAAAAGGGAAAGUCGAUUGGGGGAGAAAAUGGAAUUUUGACUGGAAAAUGUGUCCAGUACAAUGGCACCUUAAAAACGUGUGAAGCCCUUGGGUGGUGUCCUGUGGAAAAUGACCACCAUGUUCCUGAUCCACCCCUUUUGAUGGCAGCUGAAAACUUCACGAUGUUUAUCAAGAACGCCGUCACGUUCCCCCGCUAUGGUGUUUCCAGGUCAAAUGUAGUGCCAUUUAAUGUGUCGUGCAUCUAUCACAAAGACACAGACCCCCUGUGCCCUAUAUUCAGACUGGGGGACCUAGUCACGAUGGCUGGGUUUGAUUUCAGAAAGAUAGCAGUGAAGGGUGCGAUGAUUGUCAUUGGAAUUGACUGGGACUGUGACCUGGAUUGGAGUGCUAGUUAUUGUAAUCCAGCAUUGAAUAUCCACGGCCUGUACGGAGUGGACAGCAUGUCAACCCCCGGGUAUAACUUCAGGUUUGCGAAGUACUUUGUGGAGGAUGGGACUGAAAAGAGGACUCUGAUGAAAGUGUUUGGGAUCAGGUUUGAUAUUAUCGUGCAUGGGACGGCAGGUAAAUUUGACAUCAUUCCAACCAUGACGACAAUAGGCUCUGGAGUGGGGAUUUUUGGAGUGGCAACUGUAUUAUGUGAUCUGUUGCUGCUUAACGUCAUGCAGAGGCGGAAUGUGUACAAAAGUCUGAAGUUUAAAUCCACAGAGGAUGAGGGUGAGGCGCAGAUGAUCACUGUAGGUGGAAAGGAAAAAGCAACAAGGGAAUGAUGGAUCAGUAAAGCUGGCGAGCCACAGUGCCCAUGCAGUGCCUCAGAUUGCAAGGAUAUACUCAACGCUGGUUUUAUUGACUGUUAAAGACACUGGGGAAGCACUUCUGAAUGAAAAACACAGCCCUUCUGGGAUGCAGAUGAACAGCACACUGCCCUGGCUCUGCAACAGGGGCCAUAUCCUGUAUAUUCUGUAUUCUAUGAUUGUGGGUUCUGUUUCAGACCAGUUUAGCACUGCAAGUACAAACUACUAUCUUCUUUCUAGAAUUGUAAUAGUCAGCACUCGUAUAUACAACACUCCGAUACACGGUCAUGUUUUACCAUCCUUUUAUUAAGAAGCAAAUACAUUUCCAUGAGAGAGAUAUAUUUGUAACAAUUUAAUGCACUUACCAAUCACCAUGCAAAUUUUGACUAAGUCACCCCUUUUUCUGAUACAAAGCCCAUCUCUUCAAUGUUACAAUUUAUUUGAUUGUCCAUCACAGCCCGCGUCUCUUUCUCGCAUGCACAAAUCACAAUUUAUGCCAUUUUAAUAUGAACAAAGUCCACGGAUUUAAUUCAGCGAUUCUUGGUCACUGUGGGUGAAUUGUAACCAACUAACAUUACUGGACUAACUGUGGAUGAUCCUGUGGUUAUUACAGCACAGUGCUAAUGACAGUCUGACUCAAGCACUUCCAGAUAGACUGGAGGUUUGGUUUUAAGACGUUCUCAAAUAACACAAUGUAUCCGUCUUCUGGCCCCUGGAGGAUUGUAAAACAAGAUAUUAAGUUAGUCCUGUGAUUCUUUAGACUAAGAGCUUUACAAACUUGCUACUCACAUUAAUAGAACCGUUUGAUGUGAAUUUCCAAUGUAUUAAACAAAAUGGUUCUUUUUAAAAUUAAAGUGAACACAAUUCUGAAUGUGUAAAUAAAGUAUAUUGACCUUUAU